UCUCCGCCGCGCCGCUCCGCCCCUUCCCGCGAUAGCGCCGGGCCCGGUGUCAUGGCGGCGGCGGAGGAGCCCGAGGUGGACAUCGAAGGGGACCCUGCGGCCGCGCCGGGAGAUCAUGAAAACACAGCAUCAAGCCUGCUGCAGGAUCACUAUCUUGAUUCAUCUUGGAGAACAGGCAAUAAUCUUCCCUGGACGUUGGACAGCAGCAUCAGUGAAGAAAACAGGGCUGUCAUUGAGAAGAUGCUGCUGGAAGAAGAAUAUUAUUUAUCUAAUAAAUCACUUUCUGAAAAGAUAUGGCUCAACCAAAAGGAAGUGGAGAAAAGAUCUAUGAAAAGCCCACAUAAGAAAACUGGAAAAGUAAUGGUGCGAUCGCCUACAAAAUCUCCUGGCUGCUCCUUGAAGUGGACAGCAGAGGAAAAAGAGCUGUUUGAACAAGGACUGGUGAAAUUUGGCCGCAGGUGGACAAAAAUUGCCAAGUUGAUCGGCACUCGAACGGUUCUGCAAGUCAAGAGCUACGCUCGGCAGUACUUUAAGAACAAGGCAAAAAAUGGUGAUUCUGAAAAAGAAGAGCAAAGCCAGUGUGGGAGCAACCUUCCCAUGGAAGAUGGGAUGAGGGUGGAAGCUGGAAACUUGAGAGGCCGGGCAGACCCCAACCUGAAUGCGGUGAAAAUUGAAAAGCUGUCAGAUGAUGAGGAAGUAGACAUAACUGAUGACAUGGAUGAACUACUCACUCCUGCCUUCCAGCAAGAGACUGGAAAAUCUGAAUUAUCUGUUAUUCCAAAAAGUCCAGUUGAAGAAACAAAAGCAGUGGAACAGGGUUUUUCAUCUGCUGGACACAGUUCUACAACUGUUUUGCCUAAAGAAGAUCCUCAGCAUACCAGGCCAGAGACAGUGGAUGCAUUGGUAUUUCCUGCUGUGGCAGCCACCUGUUCCCAGCACCUGAAUGGGGAUAAAUGUGUGAAUUUAGAUUACCAGCAGUGCAAUAAUUUUAUUGAGAAAGUUGAACAAAGYGGACCAGUCACAUGUCAUGGUACUGGACAAGGGGCUGAUCAGGAGCUCAGUGAGGAGCAAAGAGACCCAGCUGAUAAUGGAUUGCUUUUUCCUUCUCCCUGCCAAGUGGAUGAAGAUCAUCAAGAAGAAGCAGAGGAGCUGAAGCCACCUGAUCAAGAAGUGGAGGUUGACAGAAGCAUCAUCCUGGAAGAAGAAAAGCAGGCUAUUCCCGAAUUCUUUGAAGGGCGCCAGGCCAAAACACCAGAGCGUUAUUUGAAAAUCAGGAAUUAUAUUUUGGAUCAGUGGGAGAGAUGUAAACCCAAAUACCUGAACAAGACCUCAGUGCGUCCUGGCYUGAAGAACUGCGGGGAUGUCAACUGCAUUGGGCGGAUCCACACGUACCUGGAGUUGAUAGGAGCAAUAAACUUUGGCUGUGAACAGGCUGUGUACAACCGCCCCCAGCCCGCCGACAGGAGCCGCUGCAGGGAGGGCAAGGACACGGUGGAAGCCUAUCAGCUGGCCCAGCGCCUGCAGUCCAUGCGCACGAGAAGACGGCGAGUGCGAGACCCUUGGGGAAACUGGUGUGAUGCAAAGGAUUUGGAAGGACAGACAUUUGAGCAUCUCUCAGCUGAAGAAUUAGCAAGAAGGAGAGAGGAAGAAAAAYUGAAACCUGCAAAAUCUUCUAAAGGUUCAAGACAAAUCAAAAGUUCCUUUGAUCCCUUUCAGCUGAUACCAUGCUGUGUGUUCACGACAGAAAAGCAGGAACCCUUUCAGGUGAAAGUGUCUUCUGAAGCACUUUUAAUAAUGGAUUUGCACUCUCACGUGUCUCUGGCAGAAGUGAUAGGACUGCUUGGUGGAAGAUACUCUGAAGCUGACAAAAUUGUGGAAGUGUGUGCAGCAGAGCCAUGUAACAGCCUGAGCACAGGUCUGCAGUGCGAGAUGGACCCGGUGUCCCAAACGCAGGCCUCGGAAUCGCUGGCAGCCAGGGGCUUCCAGGUCAUUGGCUGGUACCAUUCACACCCUGCCUUCGACCCCAACCCCUCCAUCMGGGACAUCGACACUCAGGCUAAAUACCAGAGCUAUUUCUCCAGGGGUGGUGCCAUGUUCAUYGGAAUGAUCAUAAGCCCUUACAACAGGAAUAAUCCUCUCCCAUAUUCCCAGAUCACCUGUCUGGUCAUUAGUGAUGAGAUCAGUUCUGAUGGUUCCUAUCGCCUGCCCUACAAAUUUGAAGUGCAGCAGAUGUUGGAGGAGCCUCAGUGGGAAUUAAUAUUUGAAAAAACAAGGUGGAUAAUUGAAAAAUACAGAUUUUGCCACAGCAGUGUCCCCAUGGAUAAAAUUUUCCAUCGAGAUUCUGACCUGACUUGUUUGCAGAAACUUUUGGAGUGCAUGAGGAAGACUUUGGGCAAGGUUACAAACUGCCUCAUUGYUGAAGAAUUCUUGACUCAGAUAGAAAACUUAUUCCUUUCCACAUACAAGAGUGAGAAAAGGGAUAAUGCUGAAGGAAGUGAGAACGAACAUUCACAUGAAUUGCCGGUGUGAUGGUUUUGGAAUUUUGAUUUUAUUUUUUAGUUUCCCUCCAUUAUGUCAACUCUUUCAGAAUUGUUAUCCCUUUUAAUAGUGACUGUUACAGAAUCCAGUGUCMUCCUGUUGUUGUGGUUUAAAGAUACUUUGAAAAUUCCUAAUGYGUGUGACCAGUGUGCCUGAGGAAUGCUGUGGAGUUAAUGAUUGCCCAGUCUGAUGUUUGGGGAGGAGGACACCCUGUCAAGAAUGCUGUGCAUCAGUCUUUCAAUUUGGGAAUUUUCUCUAAUGGUUUUAUGUACAGGUGAACCUCUAACUCGGAAUUGAUUUGUUCCUUUGGUUUAGAGAGUGUAAGUUUGAAUGAGUUCAUGAAAAGGAAACUUAACUGAAAUGAGAGUUUUGUAGCUCAAGCUUUCCUGUUUUAUUCAGUUGUAGCAAAAUACAUCACCCAGUUUCUUUUUUCA
This is a messenger RNA of Malurus melanocephalus (red-backed fairy wren), 2972 nucleotides long. RefSeq names its product Myb like, SWIRM and MPN domains 1 (gene MYSM1). Gene Ontology annotation, molecular function: metallopeptidase activity; polyubiquitin modification-dependent protein binding. The coding region runs from base 52 to 2529 and encodes 825 amino acids. Gene Ontology annotation, cellular component: BRISC complex; BRCA1-A complex. The transcript has 20 exons. Gene Ontology annotation, biological process: double-strand break repair. The record is from RefSeq and is a predicted model, not a curated record. NCBI's taxonomy places the organism in Eukaryota, Metazoa, Chordata, Aves, Passeriformes, Maluridae.